AUGUACAACACCAGCUACUCUCACAUGGAGGACAACCGCCGACGGGAGGAUCUGGUCUAUCAGUCUAGAGUAAGACUUCCUGAGAUCCAGAUGGAGGAUGACGGCCUGUAUGAGUGCCACGUGGGGAUCUAUGACAGAAGCUCCAGAGACAAAGUGAUUCUGGCCUCUGGCAGCAUCAUCCUCACUGUCAUCGUACCUCCCAAGACUAUCUCUAUGGUGGCGGCCAACAGCCCGGCUCCAUUCAGCCGCUAUGAGGCCCAGAACUUCACUCUGGUUUGCAUUGUUACAGGAGCAAAGCCAGCACCCAUGGUUUACUUCAAGCGUGAUGGUGAGCUCAUCGAUGUGGUGCCAACGGCCCAGUCGUCCUCCUCGGUGGGAGAUCAAAGCAAAGCCACGGAUCAGGAGAAGAGCUGGAGUAGGAGCCAGGCUGGGCUCUUGAGCUCCCAGGUUCUCACCAGGCAAGACCUCGAUGACACCAAAGUCCAGAAGUCCCCGUUCCUUCCGGAGCAGGAGGGGGAGCUGGCUCGGCUGGGCCAAGAUGUCCCCGAUGUCCCCGACGGCGCCGAACAAGGCGAAGAGGAGGGGUCCAAGUUGACCUCUGAGCCAACCACCGAGGUGAUCCACGAGACAGUGGUGAGCCGGGAGUUUCCUCGUUGGGUCCAGAGCAGCGACCCGCUCUACUACUUCCAGCACCAGCAGCAGGCGGUAGGCGACGGGACCAUGGAGGUGAAAGCCAUGCUGACCUGGAGCCUCAACCCCCAGCUGGACAACGAGGUUCUGUUCAGCUGCGAGGUCAACCACCCUGCUCUGUCCAUGCCCAUGCAGGCUGAAGUCACACUGGCGGCUCCCCGAGGACCCAAGCUGUCCAUGAGCCCCAGUAAGGCCAAAGUAGGGGACACAGUGAGGAUCACCGUCCAUGGCUUCCAGCUUGGNNGUCCACAGAGCGAGGUCUUCCCUGAGCCCAUGUUCACCUGGACCAAGGUUGGCGGACGCCUGUUGGACGGCAGAGAGGAACAUGACGGGAGGGAGCUCAUCUUAGAGAGAGUUCCCGCCGAGCUCAACGGCUCCAUGUUCCGCUGCACGGCCCAGAACCCUCUGGGUUCCACCGAUACCCAUACCCGCCUCAUUGUGUUUGACAACCCAAGACUGAAGAAAGGAAAAGAACAUUACAUCGCGAUCAACGCGGCGGUCAGUCGUCGCUCAAUCACGUUGACCUCCAUGUUGCUGCUGCUGGGAUUCCCCUGUGAGCUGACGUGACCCGACCUUCUGGCAGUCCUGAACACAUCCACAUCCACCCGAGGCACCGGCUCCUAAAG
Stegastes partitus (bicolor damselfish) is the source of this 1316-nucleotide messenger RNA. Its product is annotated as immunoglobulin superfamily member 21-like. Lineage: Eukaryota; Metazoa; Chordata; Actinopteri; Pomacentridae. Gene Ontology annotation, biological process: homophilic cell-cell adhesion; heterophilic cell-cell adhesion. The transcript is spliced from 8 exons. Gene Ontology annotation, cellular component: adherens junction. The record is from RefSeq and is a predicted model, not a curated record. The coding region runs from base 1 to 1257 and encodes 418 amino acids.